Messenger RNA from Linum trigynum, 3038 nucleotides. The record is from the annotation of a GenBank genome assembly. NCBI's taxonomy places the organism in Eukaryota, Viridiplantae, Streptophyta, Magnoliopsida, Malpighiales, Linaceae.
CAUCCAUGGAGAGUAGGAUCAAUAGACUUCAUUAUCGGUGGAGAAUAGACUCGGCCUGAUUCCGUGUUCUGUAGCCUCAAGAAUCGAAAGAAAAUGGCAUUUCGGAUAAAUCGCCUGAAAUCUGUGAUGGUACCCCUUUGGAAUCUGUCAAAAAUUGACCCUGAAUAAAUCCGCCCAAAUCGAUGCUUAAUGGACUCAAUCAUUGUUGGAGAAUAGCCUCAGGCCGAAUCCGUGAUCUGUAGCCUUCAAUAUCCAAAGAAAAUGGCCUUUCGUCGCCCAAAAAGUUACGAAAAUGCAUCUGAAAAUAAAUUGGCCCAAAUCGGUGCUUAAUGGACUUAUCAUCGGUGGAGAAUAGGAUCAAUACACUUCGUUAUCGAUGGAGAAUAGCCUCGGCCUGAUUUCGUAAUUUGUAACCUCCUGAAUCGAAAGAAAAUGGCAUUUCGGAUAAAUCGAUAGAAAUUUGAGAUAGUACCCCUUUGGAAUCUUCCAAAAUUUGACCGGAAAUAAACCCGCCCAAAUUAGUGCUUGAUGGACUCAAUCAUCGUUUGAGAAUAGUCUUAGGCCGAAUCUGUGGUCUGUAGCCUUCAAUAUCCAAAGAAAAUGGCCUUUCGUCUCCCAAAAAAUUACGAAAAUGCCAUCCAAAAAUAAAUUGGCCCAAAUUGGUGCUUAAUGGACUUAUCAUCCGUGGAGAAUAGAAUCAAUAAAAUUCAUUAUUGGUGGAGAAUAGCCUAGACCCUAUUCCGUGAUCUAUAGCCUCCAGAAUCAAAAGAAAAUAACAUUUCGGAAAAAUCGCCUGAAAUCUGUGAUGGUACCCCUUUAGAAUCUGCCAAAAUUUGACCCGGAAUAAAUCCACCCAAAUCAGUGCUUAAUGAACUCAAUCAUCGUUGGAAAAUAGCCUUACGCCGAAUCCGUGAUCUGUAGCCUUCAAUAUCCAAAUAAAAUGGCCUUUCGUCGCCCAAAAAAUUACGAAAACGCCAUCCGAAAAGAAAUUGGCCCAAAUCGGUGUUUAAUGGACUUAUCAUGCAUGGAGAAUAGGAUCAAUAGACAUCAUUAUAGGUGGGGAAUAGCCUCGACCUUAUUCCGUAAUCUGAAGCCUCCAGAUUCGAAAGAAAAUGGCAGUUCGGAAAAAUCGCCUGAAAUCUGUGAUGGUACCCCUUUAGAAUCUGCCAAAAAUUUACACGGAAUUAAUCCGUCCAAAUCGGUGCUUAUUGGACUUAAUCAUCGUUGGAGAAUAGCUUCAGGCUGAAUCCGUGUUCUGUAGCCUUCAGAAUCGAAAGAAAAUGGCAUUUCGGAUAAAUUGCCCGAAAUCUGUGAUAGUAACCCUUUGGAAUCUGCAAAAAAUUGACCCGGAAUAAAUCCGCCCAAAUCGGUGCUUAAUGGACUCAAUCAUCGUUGGAGAAUAGCUUCAGGCCGAAUACGUGAUCUGUAGCCUUCAAUAUCCAAAUAAAAUGGCCUUUCAUCAACCAAAAAAUUACGAAAACGCCGUCCGAAAAUAAAUUGCCCCAAAUCGGUGCUUAAUGGACUUAUCAUUCGUAGAGAAUAAGAUCAAUAGACUUCAUUAUCGAUGGAGAAUAGCCUUGGCCUGAUUCCGUGUUCUGUAGCCUCUAGAAUCGAAAGAAAAUGACAGUUCGGAAAAAUCGGCUAAAAUCUGUGAUGGUACCCCUUUAGAAUCUGCCAAAAAUUGACCCGGAAUUAAUCCGUCCAAAUCGGUGCUUAUUGGACUUAAUCAUCGUUGGAGAAUAGCCUCAGGCCGAAUCCAUGAUCUGUAGCCUCCAAUAUCACAAGAAAAUGGCAUUUAGUGGCCCAAAAAAUUACGAAAAUGCCAUCCAAAAAUAAAUUGGCCCAAAUUGGUGCUUAAUGGACUUAUCAUCCGUGGAGAAUAGGAUCAAUAGAUUUCAUUAUCGGUGGAGAAUAGCCUCGGCCUGAUUCUGUGUUCUGUAGCCUCCAGAAUCGAAAGAAAAUGGCAUUUCGGAAAUAUCGCCUGAAAUCUGUGAUGGUACCACUUUAGAAUCUGCCAAAAAUUGACCCGGAAUUAAUCCGUCCAAAUCGGUGCUUAUUGGAUUCAAUCAUUGUUGGAGGAUAGCCUCAGGCCGAAUCCGUGAUCUGUAGCCUUCAGAAUCGAAAGAAAAUGGUAUUUCGGAUAAAUUGCCCGAAAUCUGUGAUAGUACCCCUUUAGAAUCUGCCAAAAAUUGACCCGGAAUAAAUCAGCCCAAAUCGGUGAUUAAUGGACUUAAUCAUCGUUGGAGAAUAGCCUCAGGCCGAAUCCGUGAUCUGUAGCCUUCAAUAUCCAAAUAAAAUGGACUUUCGUCGCCCAAAAAAUUACGAAAACGCCAUCCGAAAAAAAUUGGCCCAAAUCGGUGCUUAAUAGACUUAUCAUGCGUGGAGAAUAGGAUGAAUAGACAAAAUUAUCGAUGGGGAAUAGCCUCGACCUUAUUCCGUAAUCUGAAGCCUCGAGAUUAGAAAGAAAAUUGCAUUUCGGAAAAAUCGCCCGAAAUUUGUGAUGGUACCCCUAUGGAAUCUGCAAAUAAUUGACCCGAAAUAAAUCUGCCCAAAUCGGUGCUUAUUGGACUCAAUCAUCGUUGGAGAAUAGCCUCAGGCCGAAUCCGUGAUCUGUAGCCUUCAAUAUCAAAAGAAUAUGGCAUUUCGUUGCCCAAAAAAUUACGAAAAUGCCAUCCGAAAAUAAAUUGGCCCAAAUUGGUGCUUAAUGGACUUAUCAUCAGUGGAGAAUAGGAUCAAUAGACUUCACUAUCGGUGGAGAAUAGCCUCGUCCUGAUUCCGUAUUAUGUAGCCUCCAGAAUCGAAAGAAAAUGGCAUUUCGGAUAAAUCGCCCAAAAUCUGUGAUGGUACCCCUUUGGAAUCUGCCAAAUAUUAACACGGAAUAAAUCAUCUCAAAUUGGUGCUUAAUGGACUCAAUCAUCGUUGGAAAAUAACCUCAGACUGAAUCUGUGAUCUGUAGCCUUCAAUGUCCAAAGAAAAUGGACUUUCGUCGCCCAAAAAAUUACAUAAAUGUCAUCCAAAAAUAAAUUGGCCUAAAUCGG